This is a messenger RNA of Spirodela intermedia, 452 nucleotides long. The record is from the annotation of a GenBank genome assembly. Lineage: Eukaryota; Viridiplantae; Streptophyta; Magnoliopsida; Alismatales; Araceae.
AUGUCGGGUGAAGACAAGCUCUUCAACUUCAUGUCUGGAUUACAGAAUUGGACACAGGUGGAGCUGUGUUGCCAGGGAGCACGGUACGUCCAAUCGGCGAUGGCAAUGGCGGAUGCGUUGGUGGAUUACAAAUCCACUAACAAUAAGGACAGUGGUGACGACAGCCAGGGGAGAGACGGCUCGAGGAAGAGCUGUAAGGCAAGCAGCCACCGUGGAAACAACAACGGCUUUGACCAUAGUCGUGAUCGCAGCGGCGAGCAAGGCCACCGCGAUAAUCGCCAAGGGCAGCGGUCGAGAAGGGAUCAGGGAGGAUCCAAAGUAGAUGCUUCGCAGAACAACUCGCCGAAGCGCGGCUGCUAUAUCUGCGCAGGACCGCACCGAACUUGGGACUGUCCAUUCCGAGCGGACAAAGCCGCCCUAGAAGCCAUGGUACAGACGACAUCGGCAGGUGA